ACUUUCCUCUCAAAAUCGUUUCUUCUUCCAAAACAAAAACAAAAACAAAGAGAACGCGUUUAAAACGUUCCGACAAAAUUCAAAGAAAAAAAAAAAUAAAAGAUCCGACGAUGCCUGGUUCGACCCGAAAAGAAACGGAUCGGAUAAAAGGUCCAUGGAGUCCCGAAGAAGACCAACUCUUGCAGACGCUAGUGCAAAAGCACGGACCAAGAAACUGGUCUCUGAUAAGCAAACCGAUCUCUGGACGCUCCGGUAAAUCUUGCCGUCUCCGGUGGUGCAACCAGCUUUCUCCGGAGGUUGAGCACCGCGCUUUUUCGCCGGAGGAAGACGAGAUGAUCUUACUCGCGCACGCGAGGUUCGGUAACAAGUGGGCCACUAUCGCUCGGCUUCUCAAUGGUCGCACCGAUAACGCGAUCAAGAAUCAUUGGAACUCGACGCUCAAGCGGAAAUGCAGCGGCGGCGGCGGUUGGACGUCCGACGACGGUGGAAACGGAGGGUAUGAUGGUAGUUUAACGGAUGAGCAGCCGCUGAAACGGACGGCGAGCGGCGGCGGAGGUGGCGGAGGAGUUGUGUCGACGGGGUUGUUCAUGAGUCCCGGGAGUCCAUCGGGAUCUGACGUCAGCGAGCAAUCUAGCGGACCUGUUUCGCAUGUUUAUAAGCCUAAGGCGAGAGCUGGUGGUGUGGUGAUUGAAUCUGCGGUGAAAGAUCCGGCGACUUCUUUGAGUUUGUCUCUGCCUUGGGUCAACGAGUUAACUAAGGGAAGGGACACGGCGGAGCUGUUUCCAGCGAGGAAACAAGAGGAGGAGAGGGGAACAUUUAGUGGGGAGUUCAUGACGGUGGUGCAAGAGAUGAUUAAGACGGAGGUGAGGAGUUACAUGGCGGAGUUACAGCUAGGAAUCGGCGGCGGAGGAAGUUCGUGUAUGGUGCAAGGAGUUAAUGGCCCUAGUGUAGGGUUUAGAAACUUUAUUGAAAUUGUGAAGAUUGAGUAGUGAGAUAAAUUUAAUAAUACUGAGUUUUAUUCUUA
Brassica napus (rape) is the source of this 1024-nucleotide messenger RNA. RefSeq names its product transcription factor MYB73-like. Bases 111 to 989 code for a protein of 292 amino acids. The record is from RefSeq and is a predicted model, not a curated record. The transcript has a single exon. NCBI's taxonomy places the organism in Eukaryota, Viridiplantae, Streptophyta, Magnoliopsida, Brassicales, Brassicaceae. Gene Ontology annotation, biological process: regulation of DNA-templated transcription. Gene Ontology annotation, cellular component: nucleus. Gene Ontology annotation, molecular function: RNA polymerase II cis-regulatory region sequence-specific DNA binding; DNA-binding transcription factor activity, RNA polymerase II-specific.